Molecule: messenger RNA, 1916 nt
Organism: Vigna angularis (adzuki bean)
Lineage: Eukaryota; Viridiplantae; Streptophyta; Magnoliopsida; Fabales; Fabaceae
Product: metal tolerance protein C4
Exons: 13
Coding region: 356-1636 (426 amino acids)
Biological process (GO): transmembrane transport; zinc ion transport
Cellular component (GO): membrane
Molecular function (GO): monoatomic cation transmembrane transporter activity
Source: RefSeq, a predicted model, not a curated record
ACCUAAUGCACUACAUUUUCCAAACCUUUCCCAAAAAAAACUUGUUAAGAAGAAAAUACUGAUUUGGGUAAUGAUGGUGUGUGCGUUUCAGAGUUGCAGCAGUAGUUGAUGACAGAGAGAAGAAGAAGAGCUAUUAUUGGCGCAUUAACGUUUUUGUUCCUUCUUCUUCUCCUUCACUUCACUGUGCUAAUUCACUUCUCAUUCACACGCAACGACACUGGAUAAAUCAUACAGUAGCUUAAAGCCCUAGUUUCCUUUCAUUUUCAUUUUCAUUUUCAUUUUUUCAUAACUCAGUUUUGAAAUUCGAUCGUCGUUUACUUCCACUGCGCUGGGUUCCAUCAAUAAUUGUGAAUUAAUGCGAACAUCAUACAAUCUCCUUCGCUCCCGCUUCCGCCGCUGCCACUACCACGCCGCCGCCUACCGUUCCCUCUCCGUCGUAUUCGUGAAACCGGACCACCAUCCGCCGCCUGUCGUUCCCUCAUUUCCGCAUCCUUCGAAACCAAAACAGUUUGUUCUUCUCGCCUUCAAUGAUCAUCGCUUCCCCUGUCAUCGCAGUUUCUUCACCAGAGCCAAGCCUGCUCAGAACAUCGAAUUCAACGACCGGCACAGUCAGCGAGCUGUUAAAACUGCAUUGUGGUGUAACUUUCUUGUUUUUUCACUCAAGUUUGGAGUAUGGUUAGCUUCCUCUAGUCAUGUUAUGUUAGCUGAAGUCGUCCACUCAGUUGCCGAUUUUGCAAACCAGGCGCUACUUGCUUACGGUCUAAGUAGCUCAAGACGUGCACCAGAUGCUAUUCAUCCUUAUGGCUAUUCCAAGGAAAGAUUUGUUUGGUCCUUGAUAUCUGCUGUCGGAAUAUUUUGUCUUGGUUCCGGGGCUACAGUUGUUAAUGGAGUUCAGAACUUGUGGAUUGCACAGCCCCCUGAGAAUAUGCAUUAUGCAGCUUUGGUUAUAUGUGGUUCAUUUGUCAUUGAAGGUGCUUCUCUUGUUGUUGCCAUACAAGCUGUUAAGAAAGGUGCAGCCUCAGAGGGAAUGAAAUUAAGAGACUAUAUUUGGCGUGGCCAUGAUCCUACAUCUGUAGCUGUGAUGACAGAGGAUGGUGCAGCGGUAGCUGGCCUUUUAAUUGCUGGGGCAUCAUUGGUUGCAGUUAAUGUUACUGGAAAUGCCAUUUAUGAUCCCAUAGGUUCCAUUGUAGUUGGCAACUUACUUGGAAUGGUAGCCAUAUUUCUUAUCCAGAGAAACCGACAUGCUUUGAUUGGUAGAGCUAUGGAUGACCAUGAUAUGGAGAAAGUACUUCAUUUCUUGAAAAAUGACCCGGUUGUGGAUUCCCUCUAUGAUUGCAAAAGUGAAGUUAUUGGACCUGGUUUCUUCAGAUUUAAAGCAGAAAUAGAUUUUAAUGGAGAGAUGGUGGUGCAAAAUUAUCUUAAACGGACUGGACGUGGAGAGUGGGCAAGACAGUUUCGUGAAGCUGCAAAGAAGAAGGAUGACACUGCCCUGAUGAAUAUUAUGUCAAAUUAUGGUGAGGAAGUAGUUACAGCUUUAGGAAGUGAAGUAGAUAGGUUAGAGAAGGAGAUCCAGAACCUUGUGCCUGGUAUUCGGCAUGUUGAUAUCGAGGCCCACAAUCCUCCAACAGAGAUUUAAUAAAUUCGACACCCUAUUCUUAUUCAUCUAUAUCAUCAAAGCAUUUAUGAAAAAUUGUUUUUACUCUAUCAAGUCUCGUUAGUUCGGAAGGACGUUCGAAGCUGUUACAUGCCUCAAGUUGGACAACUAUUGAUAAUUAGUGCACAAGUACUCAUGUUUUCCUCUUCGCCGAGAGGUGACAUCUGAGCAACCUCUGGUGUGAAAAACCAUAAGGCAUGUAAUAUAUAUUAAACAAUGCUAUGUUCAAUGAGUAAGUAGAAACGGCAACUUUUUUAUGUUC